AUGCUCCUUCGCCAUUUUCGGUGGUGCCGACUUACUCCCAACUCAUGGCGACCGAAUGGUCGUCGCACUGCUUCCGCUGCUGCUGCUGCGUUAGCUCAUGAUCCUGCUGCGCCAGCCCAAUAUCCAUUGACGGAGAAAGACCUUCAACGCCUCACGUCUCAGCGCAACAUUGGGGUGUCAGCUCAUAUAGACUCUGGCAAGACAACCCUCACAGAGCGCAUCUUAUUUUAUACCGGGCGUAUUCGCGAAAUCCAUGAGGUCCGCGGUCGUGAUUCUGUUGGGGCAAAAAUGGAUAGUAUGGACCUUGAACGAGAAAAGGGUAUCACAAUCCAGAGCGCGGCUACAUUUUGCGACUGGGAGACGACGGAUCCAGCUAACGGCUCAAAACAAAAGUAUGCCGUCAAUAUCAUAGAUACUCCAGGUCACGUCGACUUCACAAUUGAAGUGGAGCGAGCUCUACGAGUGCUUGAUGGUGCUAUUCUCGUUCUCUGUGCGGUUGCCGGUGUGCAGAGUCAAACAACGACAGUGGACAGGCAAAUGAGGCGUUAUGGUGUCCCUCGCAUUUCCUUCGUCAACAAAAUGGAUCGACCUGGCGCUAAUCCUUGGCGAAUAGUCAGUCAAAUACGCUCGAAGCUCCGAAUACCUGCAGCAGCAGUUCAAGUUCCCAUUGGAGUAGAAGAUGGAUUCAAUGGUGUGGUUGAUUUGGUACACUGGAGAGCAAUAUACAAUCAGGGCCCGAAGGGCAUCGACGUCGUCGUAAAAGACAUUCCGGAGUCAGUCCUUGAGCUUGCUAAGGAAAAACGCGUCGAAUUAAUCGAGCAACUGGCGGAAGUCGAUGAGGAGAUAGGCGAACUCUUUCUAAAUGACGAACAGCCUACAAAUGACCAAAUCGCGGCUGCUAUCCGGCGGGCCACCAUCGGUCUCAAAUUCUCUCCUGUUUUCCUCGGUUCAGCCAUUAAGAACACCGCCGUUCAACCCCUUCUUGACGGGGUUUGCGCAUACCUCCCUAAUCCGGCAGAAUUGGAAGUCGUUGCCCAUGAUACUGAACUUCCCAUAUCGGCUCCACCUGUACCACUGUCGCCCGCCGCAGAUGCUCCCUUGGUUGGCCUCGCGUUCAAGCUGGAAGAAGGGCGUUUUGGCCAACUCACCUAUAUGCGUGUGUACCAGGGUAGCCUGAAGAAAUCCAACAUGAUCUACAACGCUCGGACGGGGAAAAAAGUCAAAGUCCCUCGCCUGGUUCGCAUGCACAGUAAUGAAAUGGAGGAUAUUGAGUCCAUUGGGCCGGGUGAAAUAUGCGCCAUCUUCGGGGUCGAAUGCUCAUCUGGAGACACUUUUACGGAUGGGUCGACUAGCUAUUCAAUGACCUCUAUGUUUGUGCCGGAACCCGUCAUCUCCCUUGCGAUCAAGUCCACUGGCAUCGAAACGCCCAACUUUUCUCGUGCUCUCAAUCGUUUCCAGAAGGAGGACCCCACCUUCCGCGUUCACCUCGAUCAGGAGAGUAAAGAGACAAUCAUUUCUGGGAUGGGCGAACUCCAUCUGGAAAUCUAUGUUGAACGGAUGCGACGAGAGUACAAUGUCGAAUGCGUGACGGGUAAACCUCGCGUCGCCUUCCGCGAGGCAAUUUCCAAGCGGUCUGAUUUCAUCUAUGUCCACAAGAAGCAAACCGGGGGUGCUGGACAAUAUGCCAAAGUUGCAGGUUACAUAGAGCCAAUGGAGAAAGACCCAGAGACCGGCAAAGACUCUGCCUUUGAAAGCAUGAUUAUGGGUGGUACGAUUCCCUCCAACUAUAUCCCAGCCAUCGAAAAGGGAUUCUUUGAAGCCCUCGAGAAAGGCACAUUGACUGGUAACCCAAUCACGGGUGUUCGAUUUGUUUUAACCGAUGGCGGUUUCCAUAUCGUCGACUCUUCUGAGCUUGCAUUCCGUAAUGCAACCAUAGGUGCUUUUCGUGAAGCUUUCCGAGCAGCCGCACCCAUUGUGCUCGAGCCAAUCAUGAAGGUCGAGGUCGUGGCCCCUUCGGAAUUCCAGAACAGCGUUAUCGGAGGACUGAACACUCGUCGGGGUACCAUCGUCGACAGCGAAGUGCGCGACGACGAGUUUACGGCGAUAGCUGAUGUAGCGCUCAACGAUAUGUUUGGCUACUCAAAUCAACUGCGCGGUUCAACUCAAGGCAAAGGUGAAUUCAGCAUGGAGUAUAAGAUGCACCUCCCAACUUUGUCGCACCUUCAACGAGAACUAGAAGAGGCCUACAAAAAGACACUCCCAGCCGCUAAAAAGUAG
This is a messenger RNA of Mycena indigotica, 2277 nucleotides long. RefSeq names its product Elongation factor G, mitochondrial. Gene Ontology annotation, biological process: mitochondrial translational elongation. Bases 1 to 2277 code for a protein of 758 amino acids. The transcript has 13 exons. Lineage: Eukaryota; Fungi; Basidiomycota; Agaricomycetes; Agaricales; Mycenaceae. Gene Ontology annotation, molecular function: translation elongation factor activity; GTP binding; GTPase activity. The record is from RefSeq and is a predicted model, not a curated record. Gene Ontology annotation, cellular component: mitochondrion.